GGUGUGGUCUGGCGCGCUCGCGUUUACAGAAGCACUGACGUGUUCACAGAGCAGCAGCGCGACGCGCGGAUCGGUAGCCGAAAGUGACACAGCGGCACAACCGGACAGAAUGCCAGAAGGAGACAGUGCCGGUGAAUCCAUCCAUGGGAAACCAUCAGCGAUCGGGAACUUCUUUAAGCGGCUCGGACAGAUUUAUCAGUCAUGGUUGGACAAGUCAACGCCGUUCUCAGCAGUCCGAUGGGCAUCCACGCUUAUUCUAACGGCCAUAUAUAUGAUCAGAGUAUAUAUACUACAGGGGUGGUACAUAGUCACAUAUGCUCUUGGGAUCUACCACCUUAACCUCUUCAUUGCUUUCCUCUCACCAAAAGUGGAUCCCUCAUUGCUCGAUGAUCCAGACGAGGGUCCGGCACUACCCACAAAACAGAACGAAGAGUUCCGGCCGUUCAUCAGGAGGUUGCCAGAGUUCAAGUUCUGGCAUUCAGCAACGAAAGGCAUCGUCAUCGCUAUGAUUUGCACAUUCUUCGACGCCUUUAAUGUGCCAGUGUUUUGGCCCAUCCUCGUAAUGUAUUUCAUCAUGCUGUUCUGCAUCACCAUGAAACGGCAGAUCAAGCACAUGAUCAAGUAUAGAUACCUGCCCUUCACACACGGGAAGAGGACUUACAGAGGCAAGGACGACACAGCGAAAACCUUUGCUAGUUAAAAUUCCCCUUCCUGAAAUUAAAGUUAUUGAUGAAGAAUGAGGAAACAUAAAGUUGAGUGCUUUAACUAUUACAAAUGGAUGGAGAGGGUUGAAGGUUGUUGUUCUUUUUUUGUUUUUGUUUUCCUCCAUUUUGUGCUGGGCCAUAACAACUAUUAGAGUUUUUUUAAGGGCAAAUGCAGAGAACUUCAGUAACUUAAGCAUUCAGGAGGACGUUUUCCUGUUAAAGUGCAGUUUUUUGGGGGAGGGGAUAUAUAAAUAUAUAUAUAAAAUGUAUAAUGUUUAAUUUUUUUUAAUGGUUAGCAUGUUUGAGUUCUUUCUUUUUCUGACAAUGCCAUUUUUACUGUAUUAAAUUCAGUCAUCCAAACAAAAAUAGGUUUGUUAAUUCCUGAUUACAGACAUUGCAUGUUUUAGCUUUUCUUGUGCUGCUGGUUUGAGAAAACGAAAUGAUUUUAAUAACUAAGUGUACAUUUUUUUUCACUACAAAUGCUAUUAAAAAGCUGUGUUCCUUCACUGCU
Danio aesculapii is the source of this 1215-nucleotide messenger RNA. It is a transcript of the gene rer1, whose product is annotated as retention in endoplasmic reticulum sorting receptor 1. The record is from RefSeq and is a predicted model, not a curated record. Bases 110 to 700 code for a protein of 196 amino acids. The transcript is spliced from 8 exons. Gene Ontology annotation, cellular component: Golgi membrane. Gene Ontology annotation, biological process: protein retention in ER lumen; retrograde vesicle-mediated transport, Golgi to endoplasmic reticulum. NCBI's taxonomy places the organism in Eukaryota, Metazoa, Chordata, Actinopteri, Cypriniformes, Danionidae.